UGUGUGUGUAUGACGAGAAAAAGCAGGAGGGGAGGAACUGAAAGUGAAGCGGAUUUGGUUUGGAGCAGGAGGGUGUAGCCGGCGCCUAGCGGCCCGGACCCCGCUACCUGCGGGCCCAGGAAGACUCCGUUCCCUUCAUGAGGAAGAGGAGGGCCUGAGGCCAAUAUGUCAGACAACGGCUUUGAGCGGGCUCCCGGUGCGGGUCGAGGCCGAGGGGGAGGUGCCCCUCUGGCUCCUGAGAGUGGGGCCCGCAUGGGGAUGAGCGGCGGCGGCGGCGGCGGCGGCGGCUUCGGAGCUCCCGAGCAGCUGCUCAAGCAGAGCUUAGCCCACCACCAGGAGCCCCUUCGGCCGCCCAAGACUGCGCCUCCAGGAAUAAACGUCGCCUCAGAACAGACAAGAGCAACAUCCCUACCAGAAAAAAAUAGUUCCAGGACAGCAGAGGCUAAACCUCAUGUGGUUGUGGCUCCAGUGGUAAUGUCAAAGCUUUCAGUGAAUGCUCCUGAAUUUUACCCAUCAGGAUAUGCUCCUAAUCUUAAUGAACUUUCUUUAGAAGAUGGUUGUGAUGGAUAUCCAAGUCUAACUGAAUACGUGCAGGACUUUCUAAACCGCCUUGCAGGACAGCCAGCUUGUUUUGAAACUGAAAUAGCCCAUUUUUCAGAAAUUCUAAAUGGCUGUGUCACUGCAGAUGAAACUUUACAAGAACUUGUUGAACUCAUUUACCAACAGGCUACAUCUGUCCCAAAUUUUUCCUAUAUGGGGGCAAGGCUGUGCAAUUACCUUUCUCAUCAUCUCACUAUUAAUCCACAAAGUGGCAACUUCAGACAAUUACUGCUUCACAGGUGUCGAAAAGAGUAUGAAAAUAGAGAUGAAGCCGCCAAGGGAGAUGAAGCUGCACGGAAAAGAUUUCAUGCAUUUGUGCUAUUUUUAGCUGAACUUUAUCUAAAUUUAGAGAUUAAAGGAACUAAAGGUCAAGUAACCCGAGCAGAGAUUCUUCAGACUGGACUUCAGGAAUUAUUAAACACGCUUUUUUCUAAUCCUGUGGACAACAAUUUAAUCUGUGCAGUAAAGCUACUGAAAUUGACAGGGUCAGUACUAGAAGACGCAUGGAAAGAAAAAGGAAAGACUUACAUGGGUGACAUAAUACAGAAAAUAGAAAAUGUUGUCUUGGAUGCAAAUUGCAGCAGAGAUGUAAAGCACAUGCUUCUGAAACUAGUAGAACUGCGAUCAAGUAACUGGGGAAGGGUACAUAUAACGUCAACAUACAGGGAAGCAACUCCAGAAAAUGACCCUAACUACUUCAUGAAUGAACCAACAUUUUAUACAUCUGAAGGUGUGCCUUUCACUGCAGCAGAUCCAGAUUAUCAAGAGAAAUAUCAAGAACUCCUUGAAAGACAAGAUUUGUUUCAAGAGUUUGAAGAAAACGGAACGGACUUAUCAGGAGCUGGAGAUCCGUAUUUUGAUGAUGAUGACGAUGACGAUGAUGAGAUGGACCCAGAAAUUGAAGAAGCAUAUGAAAAAUUUUGCUUAGAAUCGGAACGUAAGAGGAAGCAGUGAAAUGUUGCACGUUAAUAUUAGUGGUUUUCUUUUUUAAAAAAAACCAGCAUAGGUAUGAAUAGCAGGUAGAAUGGAUGGGAAAUCCUUGUAAUGUCCAUACCAAACAAAGGAAAUUAAGUUUCUCCAAGUACUCAAGUUAUGCAAUUUCCAUUUUGUUAAACAGAAUCUGCCAAAAAAAUGUAAACUUAAAUCCUGUAACUUAAAACAAUGUGUAUAUAUCAUAGUUUAUUUUAUGUACAGUUAAAUAAGCAAUGCUUUGGCUGGAACAAAUUUUAUUUGAAACAUGUCACAUUAAUCUACAAAUUUGAGGGUUAUUGUAUUAACGUUACAUUUUUUCUGAAAGUAAAAUCCCUUGAAUCAUAGACAUAUUGACUUGCUUUUGGAAUGGUUUCGUAUUGCCUUUCCUUUGUGAAGGACAUAGCUGUCAUCGCAUAUUUUUAAACUCAUGGAAUGGCAAAAUAACCUUUUUUAAUAUUUUACAAUCAUGAAAAUGGUGAGCACUGAAGGAAAAUGCAAAAACUUGAAGAAAGUUUUGUUUUCGAACACUUAGAUAUUUGAUAGGCGUUUUAGUUCAUGCAACUGAUUUUCAACAAAUUGGCUCAAUUUGGAUGUCUUCACAAGAGUCCACAGUUCCACCGUACCCAUGGUUUACAGCAGCCUUUCCAAACCUUGGGUACCCAGAUGUUGUUGGCCUACAAAUCCUUUCAUCCCUGAUCAUUAGACAUUCUGGCUGGGAAUGAUGGGAGUUGCAAUCCAAGAACAUCUGGAGACACAAAGUCACGAAAGGCUGGAUUAGAAGAUUGGAAGCAAGAUGUCUGAAUUUAGCCAUUCUGUUAUCCUCUCUCCGCCCCCGGCAGUACUCUUCAAAAAUACAUGAAAUUGCUUUUAGGUUAAAGUUGCACAAUAAUGUGUGUUGCUUUGAAAUACAGUCCUAGGAUGUCAGCAUUUCUGACACUCUUCAGUUUGGUAAUUUAGGUACAAUAUACUAUCACUUGUAAAAAAUAAAACAGUUUUAUAUUAAGAAAAUAACAAAUUCUAAAUAAUUCUGCUGGUUAGUGUAGCUUCCCUUUUAUUCAUUAUUUUUAAAAUUUUGCCAAGGACACUUCUAAUUUUUUUGUUGCUCAUUUUAUAUUGAAUAGAUGAAGUAGAGUCUAUUUCCUAACACCAAAUGUGUGUUUUGAAUUUCCCAAGAAGUAGGUAAAAUAACUUAUAUGAAGACAGAGGUUGUAAAUAUGCAUGUAAAUAGAGCUGUUUAAUAUUGCACUGUUAUAACAUGGUAUAAUUUGUGUCUGUUAAUGCAGUUAGCAUCAACUUCAUCUUCUGGUUGUUCAUUUGUUUAGCUUCUUAGUUAACACCCUAUUUUGGAAAAUAAACUGCUUUGUUUUGUUGGGUA
Messenger RNA from Elgaria multicarinata webbii, 2947 nucleotides. It is a transcript of the gene PAIP1, whose product is annotated as poly(A) binding protein interacting protein 1. The coding region runs from base 166 to 1554 and encodes 462 amino acids. Lineage: Eukaryota; Metazoa; Chordata; Lepidosauria; Squamata; Anguidae. Gene Ontology annotation, molecular function: RNA binding; protein binding; translation activator activity. The transcript is spliced from 11 exons. The record is from RefSeq and is a predicted model, not a curated record. Gene Ontology annotation, biological process: regulation of translational initiation.